Molecule: messenger RNA, 144 nt
Organism: Gongylonema pulchrum
Lineage: Eukaryota; Metazoa; Nematoda; Chromadorea; Rhabditida; Gongylonematidae
Source: the annotation of a GenBank genome assembly
AUGACGGCGAGUUACUUUAUGUCCAAUCUUGUUGCCGACAAUCUGUCGGCUCGAGUGGAUAUCGAAUGGACUGACGCUGUACUCUAUACACCCUAUCACAUACAGCAAGCAUUACUGUAUGAAGUCAGUUGUUUUUGCUUUUAG